This is a messenger RNA of Schistosoma bovis, 4335 nucleotides long. The record is from the annotation of a GenBank genome assembly. NCBI's taxonomy places the organism in Eukaryota, Metazoa, Platyhelminthes, Trematoda, Strigeidida, Schistosomatidae.
ACUUUAAAAUCUUGCGCUGUCUCGCCAUGGCUGGCGUAUUUACAAUGUUGGCAGUUCGCCGACUGUUCAGUAAAAAUAUCGUUUUAAGACAUUUGAAUGCUACUAAGUCUGUCUCGUGUCCAAGUGCCAGAUGUAUUUCAACAGUUGAAGGCGCCCAGAAAACUUACAAACCAAAUUUGGCUCUCCGUGUUUCUGAUGAAAAUGACUUGACUGAUAUAGAUAGGUUUCUGCGCAAACAAAGAAUUAAGGGUGCUUUGUACAGCCGCGACGAAAAUGAGCAGGCUACAGAACGUUUUUGGAGUCGGAUUCUAAAAGCUGGGGAUAUGGACUUGAUCGAAAGAUAUCUAAAUAUGAGAGUCAAAUUAGGACUUCAUAAUGACCCGGAAAAGGUUUUAAAAGAUAUGCGAGGUGCUGGAUUGACGCCUAACUCCUGGAUAUACGCCUCCUUUAUAUCUCAAAGUUGUGCUGUCGGAGAUAUGAAUCAAACAAACUUUUGCUUGCGUAUGCUCCGAGAUGCUGGAUUCAAGCCCAAUCGUUACAUUUUUUCCCAGAUUUUACACGGUUACGUGAAAGCCGGACUACCUGAGGAAGUUUCUUCUACGCAGGAGUUACUAUCCCAAAUAGGUUUGUGGCCAUCAAAGUUUGCAUAUGAAGGCCUUUUGUCCGCUUACGCUGAUAUUGGUGACAAAGACAGUUUAUUACGAACUCUAGAUGAGGCUUACGCUGUACUCCCUUCAAUAGAUGACAAAACAGCAUCCCGUGAAAUCUCACCUAUUUUACUCUUGGAUCUGUACACAAGAUUAGUGUGUUCGUUGGCAUAUACUGAUGCAACGUGCAGUGAGAUUACAACAAAAUUACUUACAACAGAUUACUUUCCGUUGGAGUUUGCUAUUGACACUGUCAAAGUGCUCUUAGCGAAAGGACGCCCAGCUGCUGCUCUGGAAAUUUUCAAAGUAAUACAUAAGUAUCAAAAACAAAAUGAUCAUCUAUCUUCAUUACCGGUUUAUGCUGCUGCUGGUGGUUUGGAUUACAAGGCACUAGAACCUUUCUGGCAUACAGCUAAUGUGGAUAGUAAAGAGCUGUUUAUGCUUAGAAAUAAAUGUAAAUUGUAUUUCCAUCGGAUCGGUAAAACAAACAAUAAAUUGGGCGAUCAAUUUCAAACCUGUCUUGAAGAGCACAACGUACAAGGCGCUCUUGAUUUAUUGAAGAAUCUAAAUAAAACGAACAUUACAUUAGCGUAUUCAUUGUUUCUACCAAAAUUAAACCGCUCGGGGUUUUCUUUACAGGACUUAAUCAAUCAAACUCAAGAUCAUGAGAUUAAUAAGGCUUUAGUGUUUGGAUAUGUGUUUAAUAACCUAGUAUCAAUACAAUCAACAGACGAUUUAAAAUCACGUUUAACUAGCUGUUUGGAAUUGGUGAAUGAGUAUCGCGCUAAGGAAUUACUACCGUACAAUGAUGUUGUUCGUUUGGGCAACCCCAUAAUAGUUAAACUGGUGACAAAUAUAAUAUCCGUUUCAGAUAUGGCAGAAAUUGCAAAGUUGAAUAAAUCAACCGUAAUGCAUGACGUUUUCCGCAUUUUCAGCCAUACACUAACAAAACGUUCGUUACGUAUGCUGUACUUGCAAGUUUUCGAAGCUUUGAUGUUAUCCAACCUUCGUUCAUUUCAUGGCAUCCCAAAAAAUAUUGUAAUUCAACUUGUAGCUGAUGUAUGCGCUCAUCAAAAUGUCACGUUUGGUUAUGGUGAUUGGAUAUUAUCAGGAUUGAAAGAUGCCGGUGUACCAAGGCACAUUAUGGCAAAACUUUCUUCUGAUCAAUCUGUGGAACUAUCUUCGUAAGUUUGAUAAUUGUUUCUCGUUUUUUAAAUCCAAUCAAAGUCUGUAAAGUUAGUUAGACAUCAAUAAUCCACACCUCUUUUUAACAUCAUCACUUUAUUUAUUUAUAGGUGGAAAUUAUACCCGGCUACUAAACUCGAAGCAUUUGGUUUUCGUAAGGGGGUUAUUCUCUGAGCCCUCAUGUCAGACAACUAAUUCACAUUUCCUCACUUUUCUUACUAAUGCUUCCUUUUUCCAUUAUGCUCUUCAAUUUCAGGUUUUCAGAUCUUAGCGUUGUGCUUUUUGGUGGGCGAACGAGCAACGGUAAGCACAAAAUCAAUUAAAGACCAUUCUUGUAAGGUGUAUUGUUCGAUUUAUAUACUUGGUUUUUUGUAUGGGUUGUAUUAUCAUUGGUUACUGAUUUUGAAAGAAGAUUAGAACGUUUUUGGUAAUACUCAUCAAUGUCGAGCCGUUAUACCAGUUUUGUGUGUAUUAAGCGAAUUUCCCUGUUUCUUUGCACCGCUGUCGCUGGAGAUAUGGUACUAUAAACAUUUUGAAAAUAGUGUCUAUCGCUUUUGUGAUUGCCACUUCGUUUAUUUUUGAAGUGCAUCAGCGUGAUUUAUCACAUCGCCAUUAGCGGUAGCCUUUUCCCCAUCAUUAUAUUAGUUAUUUUUAUCGAUUAGUCACAAAAAACAAAGUAUCAUUUCAAGUUUCCGGACCACAUUAAGGCAUAAAAUAACAUAACGGUAAUUGUUAAAAAUAUUGACUUCCAUAACACUAUUCAGAUUGUUGGAAAAACAAGAAAGGCUGAAUCGGGUGGAGGUGGUUCUGUUAUUGUUCUGUUUCAAGAAGCAUCAACCAUAUCUGCACCCUUUUCCAAAUGUUAAAAGAUCGUCAUAAUUACAGCACGCUUACAGUCGUUGUGAUUUUUGGUAUCCUGGCUAUCUUCGUUACGCUAAAUAUGAUUGUCCUUUGGGAUCAUCUGUGUUUUUCCUGUCAUCCCAAUCAAGUCGGUUGGAGAACAAUAAGACUAAACUCAGCGAACUCAUGGUUCAUAGGGGAUGUUGUAUGGCUGACUUUAUUGUUUGACUGCAAUAAGUUGUUUGUCUCAAACAACCAACUUCUGAAGUAAUGUUACCUUGUCACAAUAGAAUGAAUGUUUUAGAAAAGGUAUAUUCUAAAAACAAAACUUCACCUUACGUCAUACAUUUCGAUCUCUGGCAGAAAUAUGAUUUAAGCUUUAUGAUGAGAUCUUUUUAAUUGAUCAGUACAAAGCAAUUUUAAAACUCAAGUUUCAGAAGAAGAGAGAUUUUAUCGAUCUACGCCUUGACGAUGUAUUUUAAUUGUUAUAAGGCCCAAUAGUUUGUUCGAGGUAGUAUCCAAGCGGUCUCUUACAAAACUUCGUAAACCGUUACACCCUCGCUUUUUUGUACGGUGCUUAAAUAUUUGAAAGAUUUCCCCACUGUUAUCGGAUAUUCAUGGGACAAUGUUAGAUUUCAUACAAUUACAAUCGAUCAUUUGUAAAUCCCAUCUCUUGUUUUGAAAAAGUAUGUUACAGGAUGUCUUGAGUAAAUACUUUACUGGCGUCACACCUCAGUUUAGUCACCAAUACUGCUUCACACUGCAACCAUAAAUUGCUGUUUUUUAUUUGAACACAUAUGUUUUGGUACAAGGAGGCACCAGAUACAUAUCCGCCACACAAAUCUCUUUUGAUUUUUAUGAGGGCUGUGGUACUACUUGGGUGCUCAAACCCAAGCAAGCUGUUUUAUUAGGGGGCGACACCCAUAGCCUUUGACCUAAAGGUCUGAUCCACAAGGCAGUGAGGUAACAUCAGGAGAUACAGUUCCAUGGUAACCGGUGACCAAUAAUUGGUUCACACGCCAUUCGUUCCCUCAGGAUACUGAAACCCAUGUGCACCAUUGGUUUUACAAUCAGGGUUUUCCAACUCUCCUAGGUUGACUCCUCGUGUCCACCAAUAUAGUUAAAGCGCCGGACAUUCGCUUUUCAUCCUCUCAAUUUCGUAUACAACAUCCCUAUCACGAGAAGGCAGUAAUUAGGACUUCCGUGACAGUGGUUGUAUGCAAAUGGUCAUGUGAGAGCAUUUCGUGAUGGAGGGUUGACUCUCAACACUCUCGGCUGUGCCAGAGCAUUCGUGAGCAAAUUGCUGCUUGGACUUGUAUAAUUCUUUACCUACGUACUUCGUAUCGUAAACCCUAAAUGUGAAAGUGUUUCACCCAAUAUCGCUUGACUAGAUCAUCACAAUGUGAAUGCCUGAGCAUUGUGUCAUUGUCGCAACUACAGUUAUGAUCGUUUUCCACCAAAUAUGUAUGGUUUAUAUUGGGUUGGUAAUUUCCUCAUAUGCAUGUUUCGUUUGUUUUACUCAUCUUUUGAGAAUUCGACAUAUUGAAAAUUUUUAAUCAUAGUCAUUGACACAGCUAUUAUGUAAACAUGUGAUUCAUUAUGAAUAUUGUAGGAAUAUAUUAAUAUACAUUUCCUUUUUCACUUUUUCUAAUAUAAAGCAGUC